AUGGAGUCUCAGCACAAAUGCAUUGUGAUCUUUGCGCUGGUGUGCUGCUGUGCUGUGCUGAUAGCACUAAUAUUCUCUGCUGUAGAUGUGUGGGGGGAUGACGAGGACGAUAUCGCUGAAGGAAAAUGUAGCAGUGCCUGCCGUGUUGUGCUAGUUGAGAAUAUUCCAGAAGAACUGUCCAUUCCAUAUAAGGACACAGUUUCACUGGCCGCUGGUCUCCAUGAGCUUUUGGAUCAAGCACAUCGAUCUGUUGAGAUCGUGUCACCAUGGUGGGCACUGAACUCUACCGAGUAUGAGUCAAAACCUCCCCAGGCCAAACAGGGUCAGAUCUUACUCCAUCAGUUGAUGAGUCUGCAGUCUAGGUCAGUCAGUUUGAAGGUGGUCAGUGGACUAACUAAUUCCUCAGAGCUCAAGGCACUCACUCAGAGUGGUGCAGAAGUGCAUUACCUGAACAUGAAAGCCCUCAUUAAAGGUCAGCUCAACUCCUCCUUCUGGGUGGUGGACAGGAAGCACAUGUACAUAGGAAGUGCUGGCAUGGAUUGGAGGUCACUGUCUACGAUGAAGGAGUUGGGCAUCAUUAUUUAUAACUGCAGCUGUCUGGUGUUGGACCUGCACAAGAUAUUCAGCCUCUACUGGCAACUGCAGUAUAAAGAUUUUUUGCCGUCAAUAUGGUCCAAGAAACUGAACGCUCUGUAUAACAGAGACAACAACCUUCAACUACAUCUGAAUGACACUGAAGCAAAAGCAUACUAUUCAAGUUCUCCAGAUGUUUUCUGCCCAAAAAAACGGACGAAAGACCUCGAGGCCAUUAACAGAGUCAUUCAAGAGGCUGAGACAUUUAUCUACAUCUCCAUAACCAACUAUCUACCAAUGCUCAACCGCAACCAACCCAAUAGCAGUAUAGUGCAUUACACUGAUGUUUACUCUAUGUCCUUUAACAGGUACUGGUCACGCAUUGACAACAUGCUCCGAGAAGCCUUGAUUCUGAAAAAAAGCAUCGAAGUACGCCUGUUAAUAAGCUGUUGGGAGCAGACUGAUCCGCUGACGCUGAACUUCCUGUGGUCUCUCAAAGCACUGUGCACAGAGUCAGUCCGCUGCUCAGUGGAGGUGAAGUUCUUCAUUCCACAGAAGCAGAGCAAUGGAGAUCUCUAUGGAAUGAAUCACAACAGAUACAUGGUGACUGACAGAUCUGUGUAUAUAGGGAGUUUAAACUGGGUGGGCAACGAGUUUGUCUACAGCGCCGGUGUUGGUGUGGUGAUCAGUCAGCAGGUGGAGCAGAACAACUCGACUGUGGUUGAACGGAUGAAAGCUGUCUUUGAACGAGACUGGCAUUCCCACUACAGUAAAACUCUCCAGCCAAACAAGAUCCCAGUGUGCAGCAUGCACACGGUCAAACAGCAGCCUGCGGCAAGCCUUUCUCUCUGAAAACAUGUUUGAA
This is a messenger RNA of Sinocyclocheilus rhinocerous, 1438 nucleotides long. RefSeq names its product inactive phospholipase D5. Gene Ontology annotation, molecular function: catalytic activity. The record is from RefSeq and is a predicted model, not a curated record. NCBI's taxonomy places the organism in Eukaryota, Metazoa, Chordata, Actinopteri, Cypriniformes, Cyprinidae. The transcript is spliced from 10 exons. Bases 1 to 1425 code for a protein of 474 amino acids.